AUGGAUCAGAAUCGAGGGUUUCGGGAAGUAGCGCCCCCCGAUGAAGCUGAGCAGCAUGCGCAGCGAAGUCAGCUAACCAUGAACAAAACCGGCAAGCGAAGCUACCAAAGAGCUUGUAAAGUUGCCCUGGCGAAGGGAGCAGCACUUUACAAAGGCCGUCUUCUGACAGCUCAGGCUCUAGGAGCUCAUGAAGGACAAUUCGCGUCUCCUGCGAAAGCGGCGAGGCGUUCUUUUCAACCGAACAGACAGACCCAUCACAAAUUUGACAUGGAAGUCCUUACUUGGAACGCAGGCUCAAUUACAAGUCGAGUUUGGAACGAGAUUCUGGCCCUUUUGGCAACAACAGAGUACAAGAACAUCAAAAUCGUUUUCCUGCAGGAAUCGCAUUGGCAGCAGGACCAGGUCUACAGCUCAGGCCCGUGGUCAGUCCUAACCUGUGGCUCAACAAGCAGACACAAGGCUGGCCUGGUUGUCUUGGUGCAUAGCUCACUGGCUCCACUUUCAGAAAUUCGCAGCACUUCCAUUGUUCCAGGGCAUUUGCAGCACGUCAUGAUCCCGUGGCAGAGAUCCAGAAUACAUCUCCUGAACCUGUACCAGCACGUCUGGGAUUCAAAGCUCUCGAAGACGGAAAACAGAGGCAGGAGAAAGGACGUGAUGACACAGCUCGAAAAUCGAAUACAGAGAGUCCCACAACGUGACUUCUUGAUUGUGGCUGGGGAUUUCAAUGCGCAUGCGGUGACUGAACGUCCUCAUAUCGGACCAAGUGUGCCUCAUCGAGUACGGUUUGCGAAUGCAGAUGUGAAGACACUGCCCUCGCUCUGCAAAUCCUGUGGACUAACUGCGCUGAACACAUGGGCUUCUGGCCAUCGCAGUACGUAUGCUAACAGUGAUGGCACAUAUUCCUCUCAGAUCGAUUUUUUGCUGGUCAGACUGCACGAUGCUCGGAGGAGAUCCAAGGAGGCCUACUCGGAUAAGCACUUACAGAGAUGGAUCAAAACACUUUCCAGUGCGAGCCACUCUGUUCAUUCCUCCUUACAGUCCUACACCCAGCAAGCCACGGCCGUUUGUCCAAUUCAUCAGGAAUAUUGGAAGAAAGUGCGGCAAAUCCAGGCGCACAAGAGGGCUGGAACCGAGCAUAAUUCAGAAUGCCAGAAGCUUGUGGAGGACAUCAAGGAGGAGGAAACUUGCUCCGUGGCGCCCAGUGCAGAGAGUCAACCUAAGGGAUCAAGCAGGCCCAUAGGAGUCAUCAGCGUGCCAGGCAAAGUGCUAGCAGGCGCAGUGAAGACUCGCAUUGCACCAGCACUGCAGGUGAGCUCACAGCUUCAGCCUCAAUUUGCGUAUAUCCGGCAGAGGGGGGUGCGGGACGCUAUCGCGAAAGCAUGUCAGCACCUUGAUUUCGCGCAGCAGCUCCGUCAAGAGCAUCGCAGGGACCUGCACAAGUCCCAACGCGGAGCCAGGCAGGCUCAGCUGUCAGGGGCACUCACUAUUUCGGUUGAUCUGAGCAAAGCUUUUGAUUCUGUUAAUAGACAUGAGCUGCUAGCUGCCUUGGAUCGCCUGGGAACAGACCCUGUUACGAAAGAACUGGUAGUUCAACUACACAGUGAGACCUCCUACAACAUGGGCACAAGUGGACUAGAGAUUCAAGUUCCCACUUCUUCAGGAAUCAAACAAGGUUGCAAGCUAGCCCCGGCAUUGUGGUCUGCGCUGACACUUCUAGUCAUGAGCAGAAUGGAGCAGAAAUGGGGCCCAGAUAGCAAGCAAGCUAGGGACAUCCUAACGGUCUUUGCAGACGAUUUCCUGCUCCAGGAAACCUUCUCGAGCUUUCCUGAACUUCAGAAAGUCCUGCUCAGAAUAGAGGCUCUCUUUCAGUCUCUUGAGGACGUGGGGCUGGAAGUCAAUCCAACGAAGUCCAAAGCCUUGCUAAUGGUUCAGGGCACUCAGCAGUCCAUCUUUCGCAAGAAGCACACGAUGCGCAAAGAGAAGCAGUUGCACAUCGUCCUUCCCUCAGGACAUAAGAUUCCGAUUCAUCACAAACUAACAUAUCUAGGGGUGCAGCUCAGCUAUGGAUCCUACAAAGACCAGACUGUUGACUAUAGGAUCGCCCAAGCUCAAGGCAAGUUUGAGCUACUUCGACACAUCCUGUGCUCCACUAAGGCCUUGGAGGCUUCAAAGAAGUUGGAGAUCUGGAGGGUCUAUGUGGAAUCCUCACUCUUGCAUGGGCUUGUGGCCACUGGCAUCACCUCAUCAGGUCUUCAGAAGCUUCAGAGUAAAUACUCGAGGAUGCUAAGAUCCAUCUUUAAGCAACAUCAGCACUACAGCCAUAUUGACACGAAGACUCUGUUCGAGCAAUACAAGGUUCAGACUCCUCAAGCAGUUUUGAUCAGCCAGAUGAAAACUAUCAAGACGCACUAG
This is a messenger RNA of Symbiodinium natans, 2412 nucleotides long. The record is from the annotation of a GenBank genome assembly. NCBI's taxonomy places the organism in Eukaryota, Dinophyceae, Suessiales, Symbiodiniaceae.